This is a messenger RNA of Leptomonas pyrrhocoris, 1722 nucleotides long. RefSeq lists its product as hypothetical. The record is from RefSeq and is a predicted model, not a curated record. NCBI's taxonomy places the organism in Eukaryota, Euglenozoa, Kinetoplastea, Trypanosomatida, Trypanosomatidae. The transcript has a single exon. The annotation marks the transcript as partial.
AGCUUAUACAUCACUCAGACCCAUACCCACAACGCUUUCCCCUCAACCUUUCUUCCGUCACAAUGCUGAUGGGUGUCUCUCUUCGCCUUCGCUGUCUCCUUGUGCGGCAUCUGUGCGCCGCGGUGCUGCUUGGGCUGUGGGUGUGUGCUGUCGAGGCCCCUUCCCUCGCCUACGCCUGGCCGCGUUUUCUGGGCAUGGGCCGGAGCUCGACGGCGGAAGUCCCCUCCACCGAUGGAGGGAAGCCGGACAAGACGGCUGUGCCGCACCCAGCCCUUUCCUUUCCUGGCAAGGCGGAGCGUGUGGGGCAGGCGCAUGCGCUGUGGCAAGAGGUGGAGGCCAAAGGUCGGCUGAGCCCGUGCUGGAAGCGUUCGCUGCUGUACCUGAACGCAAAGUGUGCCGAGGUGCAGAGGGAGGACACAAUGCGCAGUCGUCUGGCUCUCUUCAUGGCCACCUGCGACGCCGACAGCGACGGCCGCGUGCACCCGAGCUUUCACUGCGGCACCACCGCGACUGCGCCGUCGGAGUUGUCAGCCGACGGUAUCCGCGCGUGUGUGCGGGGCCUCUCGGACACGGCUUACGCUGCCUUUCUGCAGUACCGCCUGCACGCCGAUGUACUCUGUGCGUACCUGCAAGAAGAGCUCUAUCAAGAGCGCACCGAGGCCGCCGUCGCGGCGAUGCUCCAGCAAGUGGAGGGCAACACCGAAGUCCUGGGCGUGUUGCAGCAGUCUGGGGCAGAGGCUUAUACGCUGGCGCGAGAGACGCAGGCGCUGCAGCGUGCGGCACAGGCAGCCACUACCUCCUUGCAGCAGCAGCUGGACGCGUUGCACCACGGGCACGCCGCCGCGUUCCAGGCACUGCGCGUUGCCGCAGACGACAUCCUUCACACGAGCACCCGCACCGACGCGGCGCUGGGGGAGCUGCGUACGCACGUCCAGGAAGCCGCUGAAGAGGCGCUGACCUCCGUGCAGGCCCUCAGUCACCAAUCGCUGCGGCAGUUUGCGGUGAUGGAAGAGCAAACGAGGGGCGUUAUGCAGCUGAUGGAGCAGGUCGACCACGUUCAACGUCUGCUGGCACGGCAGUCAUUCUCGUGGUAUCGGGUGCUGUGUGUGCUGGGAUGGAUGACGGCGGUGCUGGUCGCGACGAGUCUCCCGCACACUGCCGCCGCCCGGCUGCCUGCCAUGGCGCUUGCGCUGCUGAGCACCGUCGGCCUGCCGCUACUGCAACGGUGGACGGGGCAGGAGGUGUGGCUUCUGUUGCGCAUCGGCGUGUGGCAAUGCCUCUGUGCCGCGUGGGCGGCGGGGCUCGUGUGCUGGUCCGCGUGUUGCUAUACGCCCCCUGAGGUUUGGCAGCGGCGUGUGGUGCGCGAGGAGGCGGAGCGCGUGUGGCGGGAGCUGCGCUGCUCCCUUCCCGCGGCGGACUCGCCCUACACGACGGUGCUGCAGCCGUACGUGCCACGUGCUCCUUCGCCCACGCCGGUGCCGUCACAGCUGCUGCACCAGCGCCUCGUCUCUCCCGCCGUUCCUCUGCAGCCCAGCGACAACGACGCAGACCGCGACGCAGAACCGGUGGCAACCGCUGUGGUUGCUUCAUCCCCGGCGCCACGUGCACCGUCGCUUCCCCCGGCAGAGACGGACGGGAGCGACGACCAGUGCGUGCGGACGACGUUGACGGAACGCAAGCGAGGCCGCGCACCCGCCAUGGCAGUCAACGACGGCGAGGGCG